This is a messenger RNA of Cataglyphis hispanica, 2067 nucleotides long. Its product is annotated as sodium-coupled monocarboxylate transporter 1-like. Gene Ontology annotation, biological process: transmembrane transport; sodium ion transport. The record is from RefSeq and is a predicted model, not a curated record. Bases 232 to 1998 code for a protein of 588 amino acids. The transcript is spliced from 13 exons. Gene Ontology annotation, cellular component: membrane. Gene Ontology annotation, molecular function: symporter activity. Lineage: Eukaryota; Metazoa; Arthropoda; Insecta; Hymenoptera; Formicidae.
CACAUUUCUGUAGGAUGUGAAAGAACUGACACGCGACGAAAGACGAUUGCGACUUAUUAAUCCUCUGUAUCAGUUCGCGAAUUACAUUUUAAAAAGUGCCGUUAAUAUUGAAUUAUUGAAAAAUAUCGAGUAUCGAAAAUAUUAAAACGUGGUGGUAUAAAAAAAUAAAAUUGAACAAAUGUAAAUACCUGACCGAACUAUUUUUAUCUGUUAAAAUAAAUUUGAGAAGCAAUGAGUACAAUCGAAAAUCGUCGAUCGUUCGAUUUGGUCGAUUCAAUUGUGUUCAUCGGUAUGCUGAGCCUUUCUGCCUUCAUAGGCAUCUAUCAAUGGUACGCAUCUAGGAAGAAGACAGAUGCUGUGGGGGAGUAUCUUGUAGGCAGCCAGAAGAUGUCUAUUUUUCCGAUAAGCAUGUCAUUGAUAGCAAGUUACGUGUCAGGCAUAGCGAUGUUGGGACUGGCGGCAGAAAUGUACGUUUAUGGCACGCAAUUAUGGUGCAUUGUGAUUGCGGAUUCUUUUGUGUCCCUCACCAUGGCGGUCGUGUAUCUGCCUGUCUUCUAUGGACUCCGAAUAACAUCAUCUUACGAGUACCUAGAGUUGAGGUUCAAUCAGGUGGUCAGGCUCAUGGGAUCUGUUAUUUUCAUUAUCAAGAUGCUGCUUUACAUACCGCUGGUGAUAUACGUGCCGGCGCUAGCCUUCAAUCAGGCGACCGGAAUGGACCUUUACACGAUCGCGUUGGUCGUCUGCGCCGUAUGCAUUUUCUACACGACAUUAGGUGGUUUGAAGGCAGUCGUUUGGACGGAUACCAUUCAGACGGCGAUGAUGUUUGGGGCUGCUAUUGCCGUUGCCAUACUCGGCACAGCGAGAGUCGGCGGCGUGGCGGAAGUGUGGAAGAGGAAUGAUGAUAGUGGCAGAAUUGAGUUCUUCAACAUGGAUCCGGAUCCUACAGUAAGGCACACUUUCUGGACCGUGGUGGUCGGCAAUUAUUUAAACUGGUUGGCCACGUGCUCGGUGAACCAGGCGAUGGUGCAGAGAUGUCUGGCGAUGCCGAAUUUGAGGAAGUCUAACUUGGCGAUUAUGAUAAUGGCCGUAGGCAUAAUCAGCAUUGUCUCGUUAUGUUGCUAUACGGGAAUCGUCAUCUAUGCGGCCUUCUACGACUGUGAUCCGAUCACGACAAAGCAAAUACGAAAACCCGAUCAGCUGUUACCGUACUUCGUGAUGGAAUUGUCACACACUAUACCAGGCUUGCCAGGAUUAUUUGUUUCCGGUGUAUUCAGUGCAGCGUUGAGCACAAUGUCGACCGGAUUAAAUUCCAUGUCGGGCGUGAUCUACGAAGAUAUGAUUAAGCCGUGUCUUCGUAAACCGAUCUCCAACUUCGGCGCAAGCCUCAUAAUGAAAGCUACAGUUGUGAUAAUAGGAGCCAUUUGCGUGGGCCUCGUUUUCAUGGUAGAGAAAUUGAGCGGUUUGAUUCAGGCUGGCAAGAGCUUGUCUGGAAUAACCGCUGGGCCUUUACUCGGAGUGUUCACAUUAGGCAUGUUUUUUCCAAUGGCCAAUUCAAUGGGAGCAUUAGUUGGCACAUUGAUUAGUCUGAAUUUGGUUGCUUGGAUCUCAUUUGGUACACAAGCGGCGAUCUCCAGCGGAUCGAUUUAUUUCCCGGUGAAACCAGUAUCAGUGGAGGGAUGCUCCGAAUUGCUGAAUAGUACUAUCGGGAAUUUCACGAUGAUUGUAGAGACCGCUGUCAGAGAACAACCAUUCUUUUUGUACAGAAUAUCAUAUCUCUGGUACACGUGGGUAGGUUUUUUAACUACGAUCUUGAUAGGCUUGUUAGUCUCGUGGUUCACUGGACCAUCUAAGUACAAUCAUACAGACAAAAGAUUAUUUACACCCAUUAUACACUGUCUACUAUCCUCGAAGGAUCCUCAGAAAACGAAUGAGGCUGAACUCGAAAAAAUUACGAAUAAUGUAAGCGAUAUGAUGACACAAACUUCUUCGAAACAUUAGUGAUCGGUUCUUUUUUUUUCAAUCGUAGUUCAACUAAAUAAAAUAUAUUCUUAUUCAUACAAACCAAAU